This is a messenger RNA of Tetrahymena thermophila SB210, 261 nucleotides long. RefSeq lists its product as hypothetical. The record is from RefSeq and is a predicted model, not a curated record. The transcript is spliced from 2 exons. NCBI's taxonomy places the organism in Eukaryota, Ciliophora, Oligohymenophorea, Hymenostomatida, Tetrahymenidae.
AUGGAAAAAAGUGUCAAUCAAUUUAAAUAUACACUUUUGGGUUAAUAUUUUAUCAAAUAUCAAUUUUAUGGAAAAAAAUAUCAAUAAAUCAAUUAAUUCAUACAUUUUUGGAUAAAUUCUGAUUACUGUAGUGAUUAUAUUGUUAUCUUUUAAUACACCUACUUUACCUAAAUCACUCAAUUACCGUAAUUUUUUGUUUUUAAGUUUUUCCUUUGUAAAUUGAAAAAAAUAAAGACUUUUGUACACUUUUUAAUAGAUUGA